CCACCCUCCUCCAUGAUCCAUCUUAGCCUCUUCAUAUUUGACGAGCCAGUAUCAAUGUCGAACAGUUAGCGUAGGAGAAAUCGAGCUGUCUUUAACGCCACUGCCAGCUUCACCGCAGCAGGCGUGUGAUGGAGCAUCAAUGAUGGAAUUUCUUCAUCCAACAUAUCAAGUUCUCACUCACACGCAUCAUGAGUAAGUACAUCAUCGUGUUACCGGAUUUGUUCUCUUCUCUCUGUGGAGCCAUGUCACGGUUUGGCUGUCGCUCACCAUGAGGACAAGGGCUAUAUAAACCCAACGUUCAGCGACGGACCAUCGUUUUCCUAAUGUCAGACCAGAGCUUCAGCCAUCCGUCACUCUCCAAUCCCCGUACCCUCGUUUUGUGCUUCGAUGGCACCUCAAGUGAAUACGACGGCGAUAAUACAAACGUCGUCAAGUUCUUUUUGUUGUUAAAGAAGGAUAACUGCGAUGAGCAGCUAUGUUAUUAUCAGGUGAAGAUCCUUUCACAACCAUGUUUGGAGACUCAGUACUAGUAGUGAUCCAAAUUUACCAUCUUCUUUCAACUCUGUCAGGCAGGAAUUGGUACCUAUUUCGACCCGGGCGUCGUGUCGCCACUUCUACAGUGGGGAGCAAUGGUCUUGGAUGAGGCUUUCGCUUGGUACCUCUCAGCACAUGUAGUGGAGGGUUAUAGAUUUAUCAUGCAGAACUACAAGUCCGGUGAUAAGAUUUGCAUAUUCGGAUUCUCUCGAGGAGCCUAUACUGCACGCGCAGUUGGGGGGAUGUUGUUUAAAAUCGGUCUACUCCCUCGAGACAAUUUUGAACAAAUUCCGUUCGCAUAUAAACUGUACAAGAGGACAGACAAGGAGGGCAUCGAACUGGCGGCAGGAUUCAAAGAUACUUAUUGUACAACUGUCACUGUGGAAUUCAUGGGUGUUUGGGAGACAGUUUCCUCUGUCGGUGUAAUCAUGAACAAAACCCUUCCUUUCACGAACUCAAAUACGUCCAUUAAGACGUUCCGCCAUGCCAUAUCCCUUGAUGAGCGACGGGCGAAGUUUAGGGCAAAUCUCUUCCAUCGGCCAAUCGCUUCCGGCAACAUCGCAAACAAGAAAGGUAAUCGCGGUUUGGGCUUGUUCCGGAGAACUAGACGACUUCCGGAGGACGUGGAGAACGAACCGUCAUCGGGAGGUCCAAGUACAGAUGUACUUGAAGUUUGGUUCGCUGGUUGCCAUGGCGAUGUCGGUGGUGGAUCCGUAUCGAACAGCGAGCCCCAUUCCCUCGGAAACAUUUCCCUCAGAUGGAUGAUACGUCAAGUCAUAUUAUCCCAAUGUGGGGUUCUCUUCAAAAACGAAGCAUUGUCGAAGACUUGGGUUGAUUUCCCCCCGACUCCACUCCCCUUUCCUACCAAAGCGAAAGAAUCAUGGUCGGAGAAAGGCAGCACGUCUGAUAAUGGUGUGGCCGAAUCGGACAGGCAGGAUGCUGUGACGCCCCUGCAUGAUCAGUUAAAACUCAAAGGGGGUAAUAUCCUGUGGUGGAUUUUGGAAAUUAUCCCAUUAGACUAUUCGUGGCAGGAUGCGAAAGGUGUUUGGCAUUCGACGUUUAAAGCCAAUUUGGGUAAGGGAAGGAAGAUUGAGGAUGAACAUCCCAAAUUCCAUACGACUGUUAUGGAAAGAAUGAAAACUGAGAGUCUGAAGUAUAGACCUAAUGCUAUAUGGCAGCGCGGAACAGAGGCUUAUGUUGAUUGAUGGUCGUUCAUGAUGGUUGUAAGUGUAUACGGUUUCCAGAUACCCCAACAGACUUUUCCUUCAUGUUUAUGCUGUAGCAAUCUAUUUUAGUGCCAUGAAAGCAAUCUUAACAUUCAAGGAACACUUUGUCUCGC
This is a messenger RNA of Marasmius oreades (fairy-ring Marasmius), 1873 nucleotides long. RefSeq lists its product as uncharacterized. The record is from RefSeq and is a predicted model, not a curated record. The coding region runs from base 630 to 1739 and encodes 369 amino acids. Lineage: Eukaryota; Fungi; Basidiomycota; Agaricomycetes; Agaricales; Marasmiaceae. The transcript has 10 exons.